AUGGAUGAGACUUCGCAGGACGGACGCGACGGAGCCUCCAGCAUAGAAAGUGUUCCUGAAGCAAAAGAUGCAAACACCGCCUCCUUUUGGGAGCUAUAUGCAAGGCUCGGCGAACGAUACAAAGCAGAUAUGGCGGCUUUGGGAUCUGCAGAUGCUCCGGAGCCCGCAUCUCGCUCCGCUACUAGUCCCGGCGCACACAGGCUUCUACAGGGAACCAGUAGCAGCAUGAUCUUCACUGUGCAAGAGGACGGUGAGGGAAGUACUAGUACACCACGCAAAAAGAACAAUGUGACACCGCCAGAAGAUGCCCUUGACUUCAAGCUUCGCACAUCUUGGACGGAUGCUGGAGAUGGGAGUGGGAGCCCACGCAUGCUCGGGAAGCGAAGGGUGGCCAGCUUGACAAGCGUGUGCUCUCAGCAGGAGGACAUGGGCAUGGACUCCAUUGACUUGCUGGAAACUGGAAGUCGGGUCGCCGCGAAGCCUCGUUCGCUGGUUCUUGCACCGCAUCAACGUAUCCGAUUGAUAUGGAAUUUGCUGUCGGCGACCUUUAUACUUUGUGAUCUGAUUCUGAGCCCCCUCCAUGCCUUCGAAGACAUAUGGCCUCGGAGUGAGAUCAGCAUUUUCAGCGUGUCCGAGUUGAGCGUUCACGUCUUCUGGAAUCUCGACAUGCUCGUGACCACGCGGACAGCAGUUUUCUCGCAUGGGCAUCUGGAUUUCAGACAGUCCGUCAUCCUCAAAAAGUACCUGAUGGGGUGGUUUGCUUUCGAUGCGACAUACGUGGUGGUUGGAUGGGCCGCAAUAACUCUGAACUUACCGGCCCUUCGCCAGAUACAGGUGGUACUACGUUGCCUGCGGCUUUUCCGGCUGAGCAACACCGUCUCCGCACUGUCAGGACAUGUGAUGUCAGACCUGCUCGUCGCAAAGCUGAACAUUCUCAGUGUCUCUGUUCAAAUCAUGCUCAUACAGCAUUGCAUGGCCUGUUCCUGGUACUACGUCGGCGCCGCCGAUGUGGCGGACGGAUGGGUCGCCAGAGCCGGUGCGCAUGACAGGUCGUUCGCACACAGGUACACCACAUCUCUCUAUUGGAUGUUCUGCUGUUUUGGCUUUGGCGUCACCGAAACGGAUCCACAAACCGACUUGGAGAUUCUUUUUGGCAUUAUGGCUGCAGCUGUGGCACUUCUCAUCUUUGCGGUGCUCUUGGGUACCAUCACAAGCAACAGCGCAAAGCUGAGUAAGGUUGCGGACGAGCACCGAGAGCACUUCAGACAGCUAAGACGUUUCCUGGCACAUGCCGGAGUGGACGCUAGCCUUCGGCUACGCAUCACCCUCUUCUUGGAGCGUGCGUAUGCUAUGAAUAAAGAAGGUCGUCCCGAGUCCGAGGUGCCUCUGCUGCAGCUUCUUUCGAAACCCUUGAAGCGUGAAUUGCAGUUCGCUAGAUACGAGACUCAGCUUCGAGAAGUUGGGUUCUCGAAAUAUCUGCUAUCCCUCAGACUCAACGGUCGUGAACCUGACAUGCUGGUGCUGGAGUACCUGGCCACCCGCGCAAUUUCUCAGGCCAGCUUUCCGGCAGGUGAGGCGGUCUUUGAAUCGGGGGCGGUUGCGCGUGCAGGCUAUUUCGUUGUCGUCGGAGACGUAAACUACAAAGCCAACCUGAGUCGUUCAAGGGCUCCCCAUGGCCGGUGGAUCAGUGAGAUGACUUACUGGACGCCUUGGUGCCAUUGUGGUGAUCUCGUUACAAAGACCGAGUCCAAUCUUCUAAGCCUGCUCGAGUCGGAGUUCUCCGGGUGCAUAGAGCGCUUUUGGGACAUAUACUCCUGCGCACGGGUGUACGCCAAACAGUAUGUGAGUUCCAUGAACGAGCAGGGGACUGUUACAGACAUGUGGCAGUACCGAAGCGCUUCGAAGGGCAGCUCCAGCGGCACAGUUGUUGCCAAGCCCACGGCCUUUGCACGGAUGAUCAGCAACUUCGUGUCCAGCGCGGUGCAUGGUGAAGACAGGAUCGUGCCAGUCGACCUGCAGUAG
Messenger RNA from Symbiodinium sp. CCMP2592, 2022 nucleotides. Lineage: Eukaryota; Dinophyceae; Suessiales; Symbiodiniaceae. The record is from the annotation of a GenBank genome assembly.